Messenger RNA from Penicillium oxalicum, 237 nucleotides. RefSeq lists its product as uncharacterized. Lineage: Eukaryota; Fungi; Ascomycota; Eurotiomycetes; Eurotiales; Aspergillaceae. The coding region runs from base 1 to 237 and encodes 78 amino acids. The transcript has a single exon. The record is from RefSeq and is a predicted model, not a curated record.
AUGGCGGACUCGUACCUUCUGCAUGCCAUUCUUGUCUUCGCUGUCCAUUUCAGCAUGUCAAACUAUAUAUCAGUACAACAUGGCGAAUCCGGUGGUUCACCCUCUACGAGGACAGCCGAGGCAAUCGAGACAGGAGUCUGCCACUCUCCUCACCGUGGCUUGAUGAACUUCCUGUUCCUGUCCGAGUCUCCACCAAGAUGCCACCUUCUCUUAUCUCCGCGCCCUCCCAUCGCGUGA